Messenger RNA from Tilletiopsis washingtonensis, 4176 nucleotides. RefSeq lists its product as hypothetical. Gene Ontology annotation, molecular function: phosphatidylinositol binding. Gene Ontology annotation, cellular component: intracellular membrane-bounded organelle. The transcript has 8 exons. The coding region runs from base 140 to 4138 and encodes 1332 amino acids. Lineage: Eukaryota; Fungi; Basidiomycota; Exobasidiomycetes; Entylomatales. The record is from RefSeq and is a predicted model, not a curated record.
CUCUCUUCUCAGCGGGCCCUCCUCUGCACCUGCGCCCGCUCGAUGCCGGCGUCCUGCGCACAGCCACCACCUCCGAGCGUCCAAUGACCCGCGCGCCGCACCCUCGCCCGGCCGCCGCCCGCACCUGAGCGCGCUGCUGAUGCAGACGGCUCGCCGGCACGCCCGUGCCGGGCAGGGCCAUGUCGUCGCCUUUGCCUCGACACACUCGGCCUGGCUGCUGGCGCUGGCUGCGAGCGGCAUCGUGGCUCUCGCGGCAGUCGAGAUCGCGACGCUCGGCGCGCCGCUGCUCGUCCUCCUGGCCCUGCUGCUCGUCGCGGCCACACUGCUGCUGCCCGCCGCGCUCCUCGGCCUCUCCUACCUCGCCGACGAGCGUGCCUCGCCGCGGCCGCCGCUGCGCAUGCGCCCGCUGGCCUUCACCGAGCCCGCUCGCUGGGCGCGGCGGCAGCGCGAGCUCGGCCGCCCGAGGCCACCGCCGGCGCCGCUGCAUCCGUCCAAGGCAGUCAGCGAGGCCGCUGACGGGCUGAUUGCGCUGGUGCUGCGCGACUUUGUCUCGGCAUGGCACACGCCGCUGUCGCUCGGUGGAGCACCGCCAGGCGAGGCGCCGCCGAGCGACUUCCCGCAGGCCAUCGAGGCGGCGAUCCGCGCCAGCCUGGCCCGCACGCUGGAGCGCACGGCUGAGGUCGACGUGGCGACGCUGGGUGUGCGCCGCCUGCUGCCCAUCGUCACGGCACACAUGGCGGCGCACCGGCACGCCACGGCACAGCUGCGUGGUGCGGCCAGCGAGCUGAGUCCGGCGAACAGCACGGCCGAGGACGAUGUGUUUCUGGCGCGCGCAUACAACGACGGCGUGCUGCACCCAGCUGUGGGCGCCAUUGCCAGCGCCGACACGCGGCACAGCGAGCGGACGCAUCUGCGUGCGCUCGUCGAGCGGGCGCUGCGGGUCAUCAUGCCGGCUCGCGAGAGCGCAAGCCCUGCAGUGUGGACGGUCACGCGGGAGCUGGUGGCGUGUACUAUUCUGCUGCCGGUGAUCGAUGCGCUCUCCGAGCCGGACACCCUCAACGCGCUGCUGGAUCAGAAGGCUGGUGCUGCCAUUCAAGAGCAGAAACUCAUUGGCCGCCUGCGAGACGCGCUCGACCAGGAGCAGACGGCGUUGCCGAGCCGAGGCCACGCGAGCGGCACCAGCUCGCCGUGGCAGACCAUCUUGGGUAAGAGCGCCGCCAAGUCUACGCGUCAGACGGACAAGAAGUCGCGCUCGUUUGCGUCGUUCCUGGCGUCGAUCGAGACGAUGAACGUGCUUGAUGCUCGCCGGACGCGCAGCGACCUCGUGCAGCAGAUCCGCAAGACGCAGGGCCUGCUAGAUGCCGCGAGCCCUGGCACCGCACAGCAGGCCGCGCUGCGGCGCCUGCAGACUGCGGUAUCGACUGUGGAUGCGCGUCUCGCGCUUCUCGGUGUCGAUCAAGCCGAGGAUGGCAGCGACAAGCUCGCGGCUGCUGCGCCGGGCGCCGCCGUGUCGUCCUCCAGCGUCCAGCUGCGCGACAUCUUGCGCAGCCCGAGCGCCAUCUCGCACUUUCUCGAGUGGAUGGAGCGCAAGCAGCGCGGCAUGCUGCCGCAGUUCUGGCUCAGCGUCGACAUGUUCAAGGGCCCGCUGGAGGAUGUCGAGAGCGACAGCGAAGAUGAGGGCGAUGCGGCUGCGAGCGGCAAUGCCGCGCCGCGCGAGGUCCAGGCCCUGCGCGAGGACCUGCGUCUCUUCGCCGACCACUACUUCGGCUCAGAGCGUCUGAGUAUCUCGCAAAGGCACAUCGACGUCGUGCGGAGGUUCUUGGACACGUCGCCCGAAGCGCCGACGAGCCGGCGCGCCGUGCACGUCCUGCGCCAGAGCGUGCUUAAGGCGCAGCGUGAGAUCGAAGGCGAGAUGCUGGAAGACGACUGGCCCGCAUUCAGACAGAGCGCCGGCUUCUUCAGCGCCGUCGAUGACCUGGCACGCGAGAAACAGGCAGUCGUCGGCUCGCCCGCGCCUGCGUCGCCAGACGAGGCCGUCUUUCCAGACGGCGUGCUGCAAGCGGGCACGCCCAAGAUCCGAUCCCGCGCAGCACUGGCGGCCGUGCCUUUCGCCUCAGCCAGCCCUCUCGCAGCUGGCGGCAGAAGCGCGCUCGUUGGCGAUGCCGAGGAGGGUACGCAUUCGCCUCGGCUCCGCUCAGGCCAGCUGCGCGCACCGGCCAUGACGCAGAAGCUCGACCUCCUCAUCGGCGGCGCCGGCACGACACGCGGCUCGAGCGGCCGGGCGCCGCUAUUCCAAGAGGCGCUAUUCGGCGAGGAGGACGCGGUGUCAGAGGACGAGGCUGCGGAGGAGAACGCGGGCGAGACGCUGCGAGCGGACCGCAUGGAUGCGCUCCAGCACGCACUGAGCAGCAUCAUCGACGAAGACGGCCAGCCUAGCCUCGACCCUGCGCGGCAGCGCGUAGCUGCUGGCAGUCGGCCAGCCCGUCCCCUGAGCGUCGCUAGCUCGGACAGCGGCGCGCGGAGCCCCGUUCCCGGGCCCAGCCGCAGAGUCUCUGAAGCGACUGUGUCCGCAAAGGCACGCUUCGCGACGGCCAAGCGCGAUCUGCGGCCAGCGUUCAAGCGCUCUGGGACUUCGGGCGGAGACGAGGAGCAUUCGCAUCGCCGUUUGGCCGUCUUUGGCGACGACACGCAGGAGUCACCCACGCAGGCUGCGACUGUCAGCCUCGAAGAUGACGUCGCCGAGCUCCACCCCAUCCGCGCGCAGACAGCCCGGCCAAGCCUGGACUAUGGCGCCGAGCUCGCGCGCGUCGAUGCCGAGAUCGCGCGCUUGAACGGCCAGCUCGAGCUGCUCGAUGCCCUCGUCCGCAAGGCCGAGCUGACCGGCGCCAGCGCCAAGGAGACGCGGCUGCUGCAGAAGAGCCACAGCACGGUGGCACGCGAGCUGCGCGAGCACUGCUGGGAGCGCACGCAGAUCGCCGAGCGGGACGCGCAGUCGGCGCUGCUGCCGGGCCGCACCGAGGUCAGCAUUGCACAGACGUCGGUCGGCCACGAGCAGGACGGCAAGGACUAUGUGCAGUACAUCAUUGAGGUGAUCCGGCUCGCGGCAGACGAGCCAGGCGAAGAUGCAGAGAGCCGCGUGCAGAGCGGCCACGCGGUGAGCCGCCGGUAUGCCGAGUUCCAUGCGCUGCAUGUGCGCCUUCGCGAGCGGCUGCCUGAAGUCCGCGCGCUGGAGUCUUUGUUCCCCGGCAAGCGGCUCAUGGGCCUCGUGCACGCGCCGUUUGUCGACAGCCGGCGGCAGUCGCUGAACCGCUACCUCAAGGCCCUCGUGCGCAUUCCCGGUGCGUGUGCCAGCCCCGAGCUGCGCAUCUUCCUCAGCGCCACGCAGGCCACCGUGCCGAGCUCGCUCCUGGACGCCGCCGCCGCGAGCGCCCGCACGCAGACGGCAGACGACACGCCGGCUGCGAGCCACGGUUUUGUGCGCAGCCUCUUUCGCAGCGUCUCGGGCGUGGCCGAGGGCAUCGAUGACCUCAUCUUCGGGCCGUCGAUGCUCGAGGUCAUCGCCACACGUCUGUCGUCAGGUGCGUCGCUGCUCGGCGCCGCGCCGGACCUCGCCAGCCUUACCGCAGCGAUGGAGCCAAACGCCUCAGCCGCCGAGCUCAAGGAGGCAGCCGCUGCCGGCCGCACGCCGUUCACCGAGCCGCUGUGUGCACUCCUCUUUGAGCUGUUUGAGCUGCGCGAGAAGGACCACUGGCUGCGGCGGCAGAGCCUGGUGAUCGUGCUGCAGCAGGCCCUCGGCGGCACCAUCGAACGCAAACUGCGCGAGGGCGUGCAGGCGGCCCUGUCGGCGUCGGCCAUCGUCGCGCACCUCGCGACGCUGCGCAACCUCAUGUGGCCCGACGGCAAGCUCAAGCCGGCCUCGGUGCCGCGCACGCCGGCGCAGAAGGCCGCGCUGCGCGAGAGUGCGCACACCAAGAUGAGCACCAUCAUACCUGACGUCGCCGCCUCCUUCAUCGGACGAGAGAACGCCCGUCGCGGCGCCCGCCGGACGUGGGCGCUGCUGCAGAACAAGCGACUCAACAAGCACCUCAUAUACACCCUGCUCGACGCCGCGUUCGACGAGGCGUUUGGCAGUUCGUAGCGCACAUUAUACCAUGCCUGAAUGUCACCAUAUUAACC